UUUCCGCAUCCUUCUUCCCUCCCGCACCGCCAAACCCCAACGCCGCCGCCGCCUGUGCUGUUUCCUCGUGCUCCGCAUCCUCCACGCCAACAUCCAUUGCAGCUUCCUCUUCGACGCCGUCGCCACCGUGAUCCUGACGCCCUCUUCCGUGAUCGAACGUUGUCGCUACCACCGUAAUUCCCAAGUCCUCCUCCGUGAUCGAUCUCCGCCGCUGCCCGCCCCCAUCAUCCAGAUGCCCCUCAUCCACGCUCGGUCGUCGCGCCGCCAGCACCAUCCGCCCGUGACCUUGUACGACGACGACGCCCCAACCAAUCCACCCUGGACGUGUCCCUCCUUUACCUGACCGCCCCACUUCUUGCUACGAUCCCCCCUCUCCUCUCUUUCGCUGUCAGGAGUGGCGCCGAGAUGGAAGCGACGCAAAGGGCUUCCUGCCGAGAUGAAUUGUUGCGGCCAUCAGUGGCUCACGCAGGCUGGGAGCUGCUGCGAUGGGUACGAGGAGCCGGUCCUUCGCUACUUCCUCUGCGGCCAAGUCAAGCUCCCGCCCCUCUAUGCAACGGUGAGCACAUCCUUUUUGGCUUUGGCCUCGAGGUUGGGGGCAAGCAGAUCCACACAUGCUGCUGCAUUGAUCGAAAUUGGGGUCAAGCAGAUUGUCCUCCCGCCAAGAAUUUCCCCUGAUAGUCGUCCUGGUGCUGGGCGCCACCGUCUUCUUGGAGCACAUCUACAAGAUUGGGUGCACGUACUCGCUGCAGAGGACCGUCAUCUCGGAAACUUUCUUCAAGGAUCCGGUUAAAAGGUGGCAGGACCUCGAACACCUUGCUGUGCACAACAGCUAGCGGGGGAGAAGAUGGAGGCAGCACGGUGGUGCUGGACUCGGAGAAAAUGGGUCUUCGCCAUGGGCGCGUGACGUGACAUCGUAAAGAUGAAAGUUGCCCCUGACAUCAGCUCGAUCUAAUAAAAUGUGCCCAAGGAAGGGUUCACGUUGGCUACGUGUGAUGUGUCGGCGAUGGUGGUGACAUCAUCUUCAAGUCGAGUGGCAUCAUGGUCGAUUCCAUCAAGAUAUAUUUUUGUGAUGAUCACUGGUUUUUGCAUUUUCUCAGGAUUUUUUACACACUACAUUUGCACAGAAGUACUUUUUUGUGUGUGCUGACUACUGCAUAGCUUAUUUUCGAAUAGCACCAUCUAAUGUUCCUUGUCGAGAUGAAUCCUUGCUACUCCAUCUUGAGACAACUGGAGUGGACGAGCAAAUUUCCUGUGGUAAGUGCCUGAUAUUUUGGUAUUUCAAUUUUGGCACAUUAGUUGAAUGGCAGUGAUCACUUAAUUGGCUUUCUGGUAUGAUUGAAUCUUCAUCCACUCUACAAUUUUGGAGUAGUAGAUCCGGUGGUGAAGCUUCGCCUAAUAACGCACCGGUGGUGGCUAUGAUGAGAAGAUAGCUCGUGAGGUCAUAGCUAAUUUAGAAGUAUAGAAUAGUCAUGUCUGGUCUAUCGACUUGAUUAUGCUCAGAGUACGAUGAUGGUAAUUCUGUAUUUUUGAAUCUCUGAAUAUAUGUAGGAUUGUCUAUUUGCAUAUUGACAGUA
Molecule: messenger RNA, 1574 nt
Organism: Phragmites australis (common reed)
Lineage: Eukaryota; Viridiplantae; Streptophyta; Magnoliopsida; Poales; Poaceae
Exons: 4
Coding region: 437-790 (117 amino acids)
Source: RefSeq, a predicted model, not a curated record